GCACCAACCCCAAAAACCUCUACAUACUACACAGACACUAUCAUCACUCUGCCACUCGUUCAAAACUGAGCCAAGGAAAGCUGCAAGGACUCCAAAAAGGCUUUACCGGAACUGGGGUCAAAAUCUAUAUAGAAGAAAAUCCACCUUCAGCAGCUGGUUUGGCGAGAGAACGGGCCGGCAAGCAAAAAGAGGAGGAGAGAAAAGUGACUGGAAUGAUAAGAUGAGAAGGAAUGUGCUGCUGAAGCGCUCCCCUAAUAAGGCCCUCCUGGAAUUGCUGCUGCUGUUGUUGCUGGGCUGGCGUGUCCUCGCUGUUUGUCCCUCCAUGUGCACUUGCAGUCGUAGUCACCGGGAAGUAGACUGCUCCUGGAGAGGGCUCAGACUAUUGCCUGACGGUUUGCAGUACAACCUCCGCACCCUCAACUUGUCCCAUAACCGUUUUCAUAACUUGGAUAUCCAUCUAACACCAUACACACAUCUAAGAGUCCUUGAUUUGUCUUACAAUAGGUUGAUUCACCUCCCUGCAGGACUUCCAAGGUCACUCUGGCAGCUCUACGCGUCCUACAAUCGUGUUCAACUUUUGGAAAAGAAUGACACUGCUUAUCAAUGGAAUCUGCAAGUUCUUGAUCUGUCAUAUAACAAGCUUGAACGUGCAGUCUUCAUAAAUAACACCUUAAUAAAUCUGCGUACGCUUAACUUGAGUCACAACCACUUCUGGACUAUUCCUACCAAUAUGCCAGCUCAACUUGAUACUAUAGAUCUAUCCAACAAUCUGCUCGUAAGGGUCCUACCAGGGUCCUUGGACAGACUACCAAGGUUAACCCACUUUUACCUUCAAGCUAACCGCUUCACCACGAUGUCUUUUGGGGUGCUGGACAAGCUCACAUCACUUCGAAUCAUACAUUUGGGGAGUAACCCUUGGGCCUGCCACGUACCAAAUGAAAUUGCCUACAUCGCGUAUUGGGCGCAGCAAACUUCGGCACGAGUCCUUGGUUGCCCCUGUCAUACACAGUCUAUCUGCGGCGGAGUGCGUGCUGGAAGAACCGGGGGAUGGCACUUCGCAUCCUACGAUCUACCGCCACUUGCUGCUAGUGCGCAAGGCCACAACUCUAUGACCCCUAGAGCCAGCGAGUCUGGAAAGUGGUAUCAGCCAUAUACUACCCAGGACUACAUGACCACUCCAUACUACCCUAUCUACCCUACAUUCUCAACUAAUAACAAACUAACACUUCAAACUAUAGAAGACUUUUUAGACACUGAUUCAUAUCUUCAUGUGACAGAAACUUCCCCCAUUUCUGAUACAAGUGACAUCACAGAUAUGGCUGAUGUGACACUUGCUGCAAACACAUACUUUACAACAGAGAGCCCGUCCACCCACACGAAGAAAACCACCACACUACGCACCAGAAGUGUCAGGAGGCAGAAUCCUGGUGGUGGUAUCAGCAAGUCUGGAUCAGCAUUAGCCAUGUGCUCCACUCUCUUGCAUAGUCUGGGCCUCCUGUCAAUUAUUAUCCUACAACAGGGACUUUGAAGAUCAAUAGAUGCCUUGAGAAAAAUAAGCCGAGAAAAGCACAUGAUGCAUGAAGGUGUUUAUUUUUACAACUUAACAUGUUUACUUAAUUCUUUGCGCACCUCUAUCACAUGGCAUUUAUGAAACUUUUGUAUUUUUUCCAAAAGGCUGACAGUUUUAGCCUUUUAAUGCUAUUUAGAGGCCUAGAUCCUGUGUUCUUAUGUUAAAAAAAACAUCUUCUGUCAGUGGGCCUUAACUUAACUGAACAGGCCGGCUAAAAUUCAAGCUAAUAUCAUCCAGUUUAAAGCAAAAUAAGCGAACAGAAUAUCUUACUAUGUGACAAAUCAUGCAGCUAAAUGUCAUUUGAUCACCACUAGCCAUUUAAUGAGGCAUGUAGCGCUGUGAUACUAGCUAGAUUUAGAAGCAUGGGGGUUUUGCAAACAGACUUUAUUUUUGCACAUUUUGCACUUUUGACUAACCAAGAGUGUUAUACUUGGGAGGUGUGAGAGGUUUUUGUUAAUGACUAACACUUGUCAAAAACACUUGUGGAUUAACUUAAAGCACACAUUAGCUUUAGUUGGAAAUGUGACUGAAGUGGUGCUACAUUUUGUUACCUACUUUUGUUAUGGUCUAAAAGGUUUAUAUUCAUUCAACUAUGGUAGGCCAAAACCUAGCCAUACUAUGAUAAAGUUGCAUCACUUUCUUGAACAAACUCUGAGAGUGCUUAGCGUCGCUUAUGCAUUUAGCUCACAUCUCAGACUAAAGUGUCCUUCAUGAUUCAGCGACGCUGAGAAAAUGAUCUGCAUGGUGAUUGAACGUUCCAGGAAUGCUAACCCACCGUUAUACCGGCACAUGGCAUUAAAGCACACUCGGCCGGCCUAUUUAUAUGAAAGGUUAAAAUAUUCACAAGUUGAUGUCAUUGAGUUUAGCCCACACACUUUUCCUACAGAAGUGGUCUCCUGAGGGUGAUAAGAAGAGAGCACCGUGGAUAACUACAUUUUCUAGCACAAUUUCUAUGCUA
Molecule: messenger RNA, 2528 nt
Organism: Periophthalmus magnuspinnatus
Lineage: Eukaryota; Metazoa; Chordata; Actinopteri; Gobiiformes; Gobiidae
Product: oligodendrocyte-myelin glycoprotein-like
Exons: 2
Coding region: 221-1528 (435 amino acids)
Biological process (GO): neuron projection regeneration
Molecular function (GO): protein binding
Source: RefSeq, a predicted model, not a curated record